AUGGCUGCGAACAAGAAAGUACGCACCCAACCACCAUAUGAGCUGCUCUACUGGCCGGGCAUACCGGGUCGCGGCGAGUUCAUCCGCCUUGCUUUUGAGGCGGCUGGCGUGUCUUACAAAGACGUUGCCAACGAGUCGGAAGAUGGAGUCAAGCAUAUACUUGAACUCAUCUCGCAAGACUCGACCGGCGAUAGCGACGGCAAUCCACCCACCUUCGCUCCUCCGGCCCUACGCAUUCCCGGCGAAGGGAAGGAUGGGAAGGCGCUCGUUAUAUACCAGACACCCAGCAUUCUGUCCUAUCUGGGUGACAAAAUUGGCCUAGCAGGCGACGGCGAGGCGGAGAAAGCCUGGAUCCUCUCCCACACCCUCACAGCGCUCGAUCUCAACAAUGAAGCACACGACACGCACCAUCCCAUCGCUAGCUCAAAGUACUACGAGGACCAGAAGGAAGAAUCGCUGAAGAAAGCGAAGGAUUUUCGGGAGAGCAGGAUCCCAAAGUUCCUCGGAUUCUUCGAGCGUGUGCUGAAAGGAAACCAGGAGCAGGGAAAUGGCAAGUAUCUCGUGGGUAGCAAGUUGAGUUAUGCGGACACGACGGUGUGGCACGUGCUGAGUGGGCUGGAGUUCGCGUUCCCGCAGGAGCUGAAGGCUAGGAAAGGGGACUAUGAGUUGUUAUUUGGCACGUUCUAUGAGAGUGUGAAGGAGCAGAGUGGGCUGAAAGAAUAUCUAGCCAGCGACAGAAGGAAGCCCUUCAGUAUGGGCGUCUUCAGGCAUUACCCCGAGCUUGAUAGGCAGUCAACAUCGUGA
Molecule: messenger RNA, 804 nt
Organism: Cucurbitaria berberidis CBS 394.84
Lineage: Eukaryota; Fungi; Ascomycota; Dothideomycetes; Pleosporales; Cucurbitariaceae
Product: glutathione S-transferase protein-like protein
Exons: 2
Coding region: 1-804 (267 amino acids)
Biological process (GO): glutathione metabolic process
Molecular function (GO): glutathione transferase activity
Source: RefSeq, a predicted model, not a curated record